UCAGUUUCACAGCUAGACAGCCAGUUUUCGAUUCAGUCAGUAGUGAAGGUGAUUGUGAAAAAAACAAUAAAGAGCCAAAAGCGAGUCAUCAAGGGAAGGAAAAACACUUUCGAUCAAAUUGCUGUGGGCAACAAAAGCAGCUUGUGUGUAAAAUUCGCUUCGGAACGGCAGCAGCGAUGGAAAACCGAUAGGGACGAAAAAGUGUGUUUUUCCGCUGCGGAGGAGUGACCUAACAACAAUUUCAUCGGAAGAGGAGGAAGGUGGCGGAGCACCAGCAGCUGAGAAAAGUGUGUAAUUAGCUUUUCUAAUCAAAGUCAAUUUCGAUUUGCGAUUACGGGAUUCUAGCUUCGGAGUGUGAUUAGGGAUUUUUUUCUGGUCUGGGUGGUUCCUAAAACAUCGGAAGACCACUUGGCUGACAUUCUGCCAAAGGGAAAACAAAAAUGUCGAACAAGACAAACAACCCGAAAAGACGAGAAGUGACUGGCUCGUCUUCAUCAAAUUCCUCCAUUUCAUCGGUCGGAGCAGGUGAUAAUGGAAUUUCCGCAGAUUUGGCCUCCUUGUUCGAGUGUCCAGUUUGUUUCGAUUACGUCCUGCCGCCGAUUCUACAGUGUCAAAGUGGUCACUUGGUGUGCACCAGCUGCCGAUCGAAACUGACCUGUUGUCCUACAUGCCGGGGCUCUCUGGGCAACAUACGGAACCUGGCCAUGGAAAAGGUGGCAUCCAAUGUAAAAUUUCCCUGCAAACAUUCUAAUCACGGUUGUACCGUUUCGUUGGUCUACACCGAGAAAACGGAACACGAGGAAGCCUGUGAGUUCCGUCCGUAUCUUUGCCCGUGUCCGGGUGCUUCCUGCAAAUGGCAAGGAUCGCUUGAUUAUGUUAUGCCCCAUUUGAUGAUGUCCCACAAAAGCAUUACAACGCUCCAGGGGGAAGAUAUUGUAUUUCUCGCCACGGAUAUUAAUCUUCCGGGCGCCGUAGACUGGGUUAUGAUGCAAUCCUGCUUCGGUCACCACUUUAUGCUGGUGUUGGAGAAGCAGGAGAAAUAUGACGGACAUCAGCAGUUCUACGCAAUUGUUCAGCUUAUUGGAUCUCGUAAGGAAGCGGAGAAUUUCGCCUACCGAUUGGAACUGAAUGGGAAUCGGCGCCGGUUGACAUGGGAAGCGAUGCCACGAUCCAUUCACGAGGGUGUGGCCAGUGCGAUCCUCAACUCGGACUGUCUGGUGUUCGAUACCUCCAUCGCGCAACUCUUUGCAGACAAUGGAAACCUCGGAAUAAACGUGACAAUUUCCGUCGUUUGAAAAGGUUGCCCCUUUUGUUGACUUUCACCCUACUUUAUUAAUCUAUACAACAUUAAUUUAUCGAUCGCGAAAACAAGCAUCAUUGCACAUUCAUACAUUUAAACUGACGUUGAUAGUGAUUAUUGUGGUGACGAAAUUACGAAAAUUCGAUAUCGAUCACAAUCAUCCCCACAUUACAUUACAAUACAAAUUGUGUAGAUAUAAACGCAAUAUCGGUAGGGUUCUCGAUAAGAAAAAAACGCGUUUCAGGGAUCCACCCUGCAGAUAGAGGAGAGACAGUGCGAACUCAACGCGAUUAUAGCAAAGAUUUUCGGUUUGCGUGCAUAUUAGCUGGUAGUGUCAGGAUGUAACAUUUUCAAGUCAAUAAACAAAUUUUAUUGAAUUAAUCAA
Messenger RNA from Aedes aegypti (yellow fever mosquito), 1685 nucleotides. RefSeq names its product E3 ubiquitin-protein ligase sina. Gene Ontology annotation, cellular component: cytoplasm. Gene Ontology annotation, molecular function: ubiquitin protein ligase activity; zinc ion binding; ubiquitin conjugating enzyme binding. Lineage: Eukaryota; Metazoa; Arthropoda; Insecta; Diptera; Culicidae. Gene Ontology annotation, biological process: proteasome-mediated ubiquitin-dependent protein catabolic process; multicellular organism development. The record is from RefSeq and is a predicted model, not a curated record.